Pichia kudriavzevii is the source of this 468-nucleotide messenger RNA. RefSeq lists its product as uncharacterized. The transcript has a single exon. Gene Ontology annotation, cellular component: ribosome; mitochondrial small ribosomal subunit. Gene Ontology annotation, biological process: mitochondrial translation. Gene Ontology annotation, molecular function: structural constituent of ribosome; small ribosomal subunit rRNA binding. NCBI's taxonomy places the organism in Eukaryota, Fungi, Ascomycota, Pichiomycetes, Pichiales, Pichiaceae. The coding region runs from base 1 to 468 and encodes 155 amino acids. The record is from RefSeq and is a predicted model, not a curated record.
AUGUUCAAGAGAUCAUUACAUACUUCUAGAUCUGCAUAUGAUGCUGCUCCAUUCAAAAAUAUCAAUGAGGCUUUUAAAAGCGCCACGUCCAUGCAAUCUAAAAUUCAGACAACUGUGAUUAACGACAGGUUCAUACCAAACAUGACUAACAAGAAGACAUACGAUCCUUUUGAUUUCUCUAUCUCUGCUCAAAGGUACCAGACCAAAGUGAAUAAGGCACAGAUGGCGAAUUAUAUGAAAUCAUCUAGUUUCAAUAGUAGGGAAAUCAAUCCCACCGACUUUUAUGUUAUACCACAUCUGCUAAAUGGCUACAUGAACUCGUCAGGUCAGAUUCUACAUAGAGACGUCACUGGAUUAUCACCACGGAAGCAGAAGCAAAUGGCCAAGGCAAUCAGAAGGGCUAGAGCGUUUGGCUUCUUGAGUAGUGUCGCAAAGGAUGUUUCAACCUUUGACAAGAGAAAUUUAUAG